This is a messenger RNA of Rhizopus microsporus ATCC 52813, 2547 nucleotides long. RefSeq lists its product as uncharacterized. Gene Ontology annotation, biological process: chloride transport; transmembrane transport; intracellular iron ion homeostasis. Gene Ontology annotation, molecular function: voltage-gated chloride channel activity. The record is from RefSeq and is a predicted model, not a curated record. The transcript has 19 exons. Lineage: Eukaryota; Fungi; Mucoromycota; Mucoromycetes; Mucorales; Rhizopodaceae. Gene Ontology annotation, cellular component: Golgi apparatus; fungal-type vacuole; membrane. Bases 78 to 2447 code for a protein of 789 amino acids.
UUUCAGCCAGUAAAAACGAUUCAAUUUUUAUUUUGUCAGCACUCUUCCCCUUCUCUUUCAAUCACUUUGGGCAAAUAAUGACUGGACAUGGACGUACAUCUUCAGUCGAAAUUGAAGAAGAAUUAGCACAAAUUAGACGUUAUGAAGAUUUUACUACGACUGAUUGGGUAAAGGAUGCCAUCAUUGAACGAUAUAGACAAGCAGCAGUGAAAAGCUCUAUAUCAAGUGAUACCACUUGGCGUGCCUGGUGGCAUCAAACUUUUGAAACUGCAGAGUCUUGGGUGGUCAUAUUCUUAGUUGGUGCGGCAAUAGGAUUGAUGUCAGCUUUGAUCACUAUUGUUACCGAUUGGUUGUCAGAUAUAAAGAUUGGUUACUGCUCAACUGCUUGGUGGCUCAAUCAAAAGUUUUGUUGUUGGCAAAUGGAAGAACCAGACGGAGGUUGCGCUGACUGGACAGAUUGGAGUGAAUUUGUAAACUUGGGACCGGAUGUAUAUAUUGUAAAAUGGUUAUUUUAUAUUCUAUGGGCGACAACCUUUGCCACACUAUGCGCUUACCUUGUUAAAACUUUAGCCCCUUAUGCUGCAGGUUCGGGAAUAUCGGAAAUCAAAUGUAUUAUAGCUGGAUUUGUGAUGAAAGGAUUCCUUGGUGGAUGGACCCUUGUAAUGAAAAGCGUUGGCUUGACAAUGUCUGUCGCGUCAAAUUUGUCGAUCGGAAAAGAAGGUCCAUCUGUGCAUAUGGCCUGCUGUGUCGGAAAUGUGAUAUCUAGGUGCUUUAAGAAAUUCAGGACUAGCAAAGCUGAAAUGAGAGAAAUACUGACUGCUUCAAGCGCUGCUGGUGUAGCAGUUGCCUUUGGUUCACCUAUCGGCGGUGUUCUAUUUGCACUAGAAGAGAUGAGUAACGCAUUUCCAAACAGGACAAUGUGGAAGAGCUUCUUUUGUGCAAUGAUUGCUACCAUUGUCUUGCAGGCAAUGAACCCUUUCAGAACAGGCAAGUUGGUCAUGUUUCAAGUGAGCUAUGACAGAGAUUGGCACUUUUUUGAAUAUAUUUUUGUUGUUAUCAUUGGAUUGUUUGGCGGUCUUUACGGUGCGCUUGUCAUCAAAUACAAUCUACUCGUUGCACAAUUUAGAAAAACGACAUUGAAGGAUUUUCCUAUAGUAGAAGCUGCCGUUCUUGCUUCUGCCACUGCCUUUAUCGCCUAUCCAAACAUUUUCUUACGUAUUGAUAUGACUGAAAUCAUGGGAAUCUUGUUUAGAGAAUGUGAAGGCCCUGGAACAGAGAGCUACUAUGGACUGUGUGAGAGCCAAGAAGCAUGGAAAAUGGUCAUACUCUUGUUCAUUGCCACUGUUCUUCGCAGUCUAGGUACCAUUAUCACUUAUGGAGCAAGAGUUCCAUGUGGUAUUUUUGUACCCUCCAUGGCCAUUGGUGCCAUGUUUGGAAGAAUGAUUGGGUUACUUGUCAAACUAUGGCACGAAAACAAACCUGAUUUCUUUUUAUUUGCUUCUUGUCGACCUGAUAUGCCUUGUAUCACGCCUGGAACCUAUGCUUUUCUUGGAGCUGCUGCAGCUUUAGGAGGUGUUAUGCGGAUUACAGUGUCUGUUGUGGUUAUCAUGUUUGAGUUGACAGGUCAAAUCACUUAUAUUCUACCUACUAUGAUUGCCCUUAUGAUAACCCGUGCUGUAAACGAUUGGUUUCAGUCUGGUGGCAUUGCCGAUCGUUAUAUCCGAUUGAAUGGAUACCCAAUUUUAGAUAGUGAUGACCAAGUAUUCGGAGUGCCAGUUUCACAUGUUAUGCAAACAAAUUUGACUGUCAUGACGGCUUCCAGUAUGACAUUUAUGGAGAUUGAAAGAAUAUUAGAGACAACAAAUUAUCAAGGAUUCCCGGUUGUAGAAGAUUUGAAGUCAAUGGCACUCAUUGGGUACAUUGGACGCUCCGAGCUUCAAUAUCUAAUCGAAAAAUCCAAGGUGAACAAGAAAGCUCAUGAUGAAACCUUGUGUCGGUUUACGCCUGAUGCAAGUGAUGAACCAGAAAUACUGACAAACAUUGGUCUGAGCGACGAAGGACAACAUGAUUUAAGAGGAUCUUCUGAUGCACUGGACUUUGGUCCAUACAUGGAUCAAACACCGAUCACUGUUCAUCCAAGACUUUACUUGGAAACAGUGAUGGAUAUGUUCAAACAACUAGGGCCUAGAGUUGUUCUCUUGGAGGAAAGAGGGAAACUGAAAGGGCUAGUGACAGUGAAGGAUGUGCUAAAGUAUAUAGCGCACACAGAAAAUGUAAGAACUUCAUCGAGCAGACCAUCUAAUAGAGAAUGUGGAGGUCUCUUUGAAAUCAUGACUUCAUGGAUCACCGAUAGACCAAACCGCCGUCGCCAACAAUCGUAUACACGAUUGCAAAAUAGAAGCUCAAUAGAUAUUGAAGAAUCUCAUGAGCUUCAUAGACAGGCGUAGUCAUUUUAUCAUUAAUUAAAUAAACCAUGAUUCCAAUAUACAACAAGGCAUUACGGAAGAGGGUGAAUUAACUUUACAGUCGUUCCAGUGCCAACAUGAG